Molecule: messenger RNA, 858 nt
Organism: Alosa sapidissima (American shad)
Lineage: Eukaryota; Metazoa; Chordata; Actinopteri; Clupeiformes; Clupeidae
Exons: 4
Coding region: 1-735 (244 amino acids)
Molecular function (GO): DNA binding
Source: RefSeq, a predicted model, not a curated record
AUGACCUCAACAACUCUGCAAUACACCCAACCCAACCCAUCACCGUAUGGCUUUAACACCUCUGGUCCACCUCCUUACGGAAGCAAUACACCCAACCCAUCACCGUCUGACCUCAACACCUCUGGUCCUUCACCCGACAGAGGCCAUGCAGCUCACCUGGCACCAAACAGGAGAGAUGCAUGCAACUCAUCUGACGACGGCAACAUCCCUGGACAGCAGGAAGAAAAUGCAUGGACACCAUGUGAUAGAUGCAAGGGGGAGGUUGAAAAAAUCCUUCAUGAAAAAAGAAGAAUCAAUGAAGUUAUCUCAAGAAUAGAUCCAGGCCAGGUCAGAGAGCUUCAGACACUACUGGAGCUCAUUGGAGAGAGGCAUCAUGACGGCGCAACAUCUACAUUAGGCCAGCAGGAGCUCUUUCCUGGGAGCGGCGUAUUAAUAUCCUCGUUCCGCCUUGCUGCCUUGCAUCAAGCAUCAAAACCAAACAGCAUGCGUCUCUUUCAUGCACUUUUUGACCAUUUCUUCACUUUGGAGGAAUGUAAAAAUGCAGUCCCCUUUGGCCGACCUGGCAACAACCCCUCAGGAAGAGGAAAACGGGUCCUUGACCGCAAAAAGGUUGACAGAAUCCUAACUUAUGUCCUGAGAUGUGGCACUCUGCCUGGUUGGGAUGAAAUCGAGGAGGCCAAGCUCAAGAAAGCCUUUGUCAACAAAUGUAGGGCCAGAGCAAAUUCUAAGGCAUAGGCCACUGCUGUAGUCUACAGUAUGUGGAGUGUGUUCUUUCUCACCCUUGUUAAGUUUAGGUUUUGUAGUACGGAGUGUGUUCUUUUUCAUGGACCAAAGGUGUUAAGACCGUACCAAGUUGAG